This is a messenger RNA of Rodentolepis nana, 270 nucleotides long. The record is from the annotation of a GenBank genome assembly. Lineage: Eukaryota; Metazoa; Platyhelminthes; Cestoda; Cyclophyllidea; Hymenolepididae.
AUGUUCUGUCAGUCGACAAACAAAUGCAUUCCCUUCCCCUUAUCUCGUCUGGGGAUGGUUUCCUGGUCUGACUGUCCCCCUAAUCUUUCCAACCUCUACUGGUACUCAUGUAAACUCUCCUAUGCCUACAUUCUGGCCCCAAUAAUUGCCAUCUUCGUUUUCUUUGGCUUUCUCAUUCUCCUGUGCUGCUGUUCAAUCUGCCUUAUGCAUCGAAGGCCGAAAUUACGCAGUCGCAUCAUUUUCAGGGCUUCUGGAAAUCCGAUUCUGUGA